Messenger RNA from Octodon degus (degu), 572 nucleotides. RefSeq names its product Tctex1 domain containing 2 (gene Dynlt2b). The transcript is spliced from 4 exons. Gene Ontology annotation, cellular component: cytoplasmic dynein complex; cytoplasm. The record is from RefSeq and is a predicted model, not a curated record. NCBI's taxonomy places the organism in Eukaryota, Metazoa, Chordata, Mammalia, Rodentia, Octodontidae. Gene Ontology annotation, biological process: microtubule-based movement. Bases 102 to 470 code for a protein of 122 amino acids. Gene Ontology annotation, molecular function: dynein intermediate chain binding.
UGGGUGGCCCUGUCGCCCUGGUGACGGUCUCGCAGCUGCUUGCCUCAGCUGCCCUAGCCAGACCUUAAUCGCGAGAUACGCUGGAUCCUAGAGGCCUGGCCAUGGCCACCUCGGCAGGCACUUCGUCCUUCUCUGCAGGCCCAUCCUUCCCCGGCGUCGACGGGUUGGCUGAGACUGAGAAGAACUCAGGGGAGCCCGAGAACACCUAUAUUCUGAGGCCUAUUUUCCAGCAAAGGCGGGUAGCGAACGGGGAUGUGGCACAGGAACUUCGGGAGUGCUGGUUUGGGCAAAUGGGAUUUGACCGAUAUAAGAUGGUGGUACAGGUAGUGAUUGGAGAACAGAGAGGCGAAGGAGUUUUCAUGGCCGCGAGAUGCUUCUGGGACGCAGACACUGACAACUACACUCACGAUGUGUUCAUGAACGACAGUUUAUUCUGUGUGGUAGCAGCAUUUGGUUGUUUCUACUACUGAAUCUAAAAAACCUGUGAACAGAUAUUACCAUGAAGAAAUCUGAACUUUUAAAUACUGUUUAAUAUCUUAAUGAAAUAAAAGUGUUGGCAGUUUAGCAACUGA